Messenger RNA from Nasonia vitripennis (jewel wasp), 801 nucleotides. RefSeq lists its product as uncharacterized. The transcript has 4 exons. The coding region runs from base 116 to 607 and encodes 163 amino acids. Lineage: Eukaryota; Metazoa; Arthropoda; Insecta; Hymenoptera; Pteromalidae. The record is from RefSeq and is a predicted model, not a curated record.
GAAAAUCACUCUUUCCGUUGUCCUUUACCAUAGUUAUUGUCGUAUAUAAGGCAGUUACCCGCGAGCUUUUCAUUAGUUAUUGUAUAAUUUCUCAAGAGGCAAAACUGAACAUAAAAUGAAGUUCGAAAUAGCUGUUGUUCUGGUUUACAGUACAUUAGUCAUGAGUUUCAACACUGACGUUAGAAUUAAAAGACAAAUUUUGAAGAUGCCGUCUCCUCUCACUGGGCUAGGCAAUAAUGCAAUAAGUAAUUUAGGAAGUAGUCUAGCAAGUGGUUUGGCUUCUACAACAUCUGAUAUGAUACAAAAGGGUGUUAGUAAAGUUGUAUCCUCGGGUACUGACAUUAUCGGUCGCGGCGUCUCAGACAUGGAAAAUGCUGUAAACAAUAUUGCAACGAUGGGAUUAGAAGGGGUGAAAGCAGUUGGAAGCAGAAUUGAAGGAGCUUUAAAAAAUACCUACCAUGAAGAAAAAGACUCUUUCAAAAGCAGCUGGGACUCAGUAAAGAAUAUGAUGAUUAAUGGUAUUGAAGCGGGGGCUAAUUUGACGAAGACUGGCUUUGAUUUGGGAACAAUCGGCCCAAAAUUAGGAAAAAACUUGAUUUUAGGUUAAUUUUAUUUUAUCAAAAAGCAAAUGCACCUUUUGGAAAUAAUUUUGUAGGAAAAUAAUAUAAGUUUCGAUUUAUUCAAAGUGUUGCGAUAAUUUUCAGUCAUAGUCACUGCGAACAAUGUAAUCUUCUGAUCUUUUUUAUGAUAUCAAGCAUGUACCUGUAAAAUGGAAACAAAAUAAAAACAUUUGUAUGACAA